Nasonia vitripennis (jewel wasp) is the source of this 2985-nucleotide messenger RNA. Its product is annotated as ankyrin repeat domain-containing protein 13D. The record is from RefSeq and is a predicted model, not a curated record. The coding region runs from base 616 to 2517 and encodes 633 amino acids. Gene Ontology annotation, cellular component: cytoplasm. The transcript is spliced from 14 exons. NCBI's taxonomy places the organism in Eukaryota, Metazoa, Arthropoda, Insecta, Hymenoptera, Pteromalidae. Gene Ontology annotation, molecular function: protein binding.
ACGUCAUACACGAAGUCUGUUAUAAGUCAGUAUAGCAGUAGCCUACACCUAUAAGUACUAUACAGUAUUCAGCAGCUGCCGCUCUCGAGAGCAGUGCGUGCAGACGAGUAAGGAGCGAGAUAAAGUUGCCAAUAAUCAUGCAUUUGGCCCUCGCUACUGGCCUGCACUAAUCAAUGGCCAGCAGUAGCAUCAGCAACCGCCGAUAAAAGUCAGUCUGCAGCGCGCAUAGAGAUAUUUUAGUGCGAGAACACUCAGCUGCGCUCAGCUCAGUGGUGGCACACACAGUGGGACACGGCGCAGCUCGACGGCACCGUGUCAUGCAUCCGACGUCUGUCAAAGUUGCCUGGCCGACGACGAGUUUGCAGAUCGGGCGAGUUUUCCACCGCCGUCGCCGGAUCAUCGAGGCCGGCAGCCACCGCUAGGGAUAGUCCUUUUGCCUGCACACAUCACAUCUCUCCAUCAUCUUCCGAGGAACAUAACGCUCCUCUACUUUUACACCGCUUUUCUACUUCACACCACCUAUAUACUAUAGCUGCGUUUAGCUCUCUAAGUUUACUUACAUAGCUAGAUUCCCUCUUUUCAAUUUUAUCCCGGAGACGAGCGAGAGACAGCGAUAUGGUCACCAUAGACGAGAUUAAGAAAACCUAUCCGCUGCACUGGCUCGUCUGGAACAACAACCACGCCGAGCUUGACAAGGAGCUUUCUGCCAACAAGCAUGAUAUUGAGUUGCACGAUAAUAGAGGCAGAACGCCGCUGAUGCUGGCUGUAACUUUGGGUCACACUGACUCUGCCAUAGUUUUACUACAACACGAGGCUAAUGUUAAUACAGAAAAUACACAAGGCUGGAGUGUUGUACAAGAAGCUGUGGGUACUGGUAAUCCAGAAUUAUUGCAGAUGGUACUUGCACGACGUGACUAUCAAAGAUAUUGCAAUAGAGUCGCUGGUAUUCCUGAGUUACUUCACAAACUCAAACAGGCACCAGAUUUUUAUGUGGAAAUGAAAUGGGAAUUCACUAGUUGGGUUCCACUUGCUUCGCGUAUGUGUCCAAGUGAUACCUAUAAAGUGUACAAGCAAGGUAGUAAUGUUCGCAUAGAUACUACCUUGUUAGGUUUUGAUCAUGCAAAUUGGCAGCGAGGAAAUCGCAGUUAUGUUUUCAAAGGGCAAAUGCAACAAACUCAAAGUGUACCAGUGGCAAUUAGGUGUGAACGCAGUUAUGUGUUCAGCUUACAAAGUGAUGAUUCAGAUGAUGGUGCUACAAUGAUGGAAGUUGACCAUGAAACAAGAAAAGUCUACAUGGAACAUAUGAAACUCCUUGGUGAUGACAAUGUUCAAUUAAUGGAACCUUCAGAAGAAGGUGUUUUAGCAAGAUUAACAAAUCCCAUAGUAACGACUUACAUAGAUACUGAAAAAAUAAGUUUUGAAAGAAAUAAAGCUGGAUUGUGGGGUUGGCGAUCGGAUAAAAGUGAAAUAGUUAAUGGACAUGAAUGUAAAGUUUUUAGUGCCAGCAAUGUAGAGCUAAUAACGAAAACGCGACUAGAACAUCUAUCUGAGGCUGACAAAAUUAGGGCUAAAUCGCCCCGAACUCCUUUACAAUCUUUUCUGGGUAUUGCUGAACAAACCCAGCAAGAGGGGGCUGCUGCUAUUAGUGAAGAGUUUACGAAUGUUGGCAAUCCAUGUAACGUUACGCCCGAAGAAUACUUUGAUCCAGAAGUUGAUUUGAGCAGUAGAGAUAUUGGAAGGCCGAAGGAAAUUAAUACGAAAGUACAGAAAUUUAAGGCUACUUUAUGGUUAAGCGAAGAAUAUCCACUAAGUCUGCAAGAACAAAUAAUGCCAAUUGUAGAUCUAAUGGCUAUAACUAGUUCACAUUUUGCUAAAUUAAAAGAUUUUAUACAAAUGCAGUUACCGUCAGGAUUCCCUGUAAAAAUCGAGAUACCACUAUUUCAUAUUUUAAAUGCAAGAAUAACUUUUGGAAAUAUCUUCGGAUUAGACCAAGAAGUGCCGCACGUCGGUCGUUUGGAAGAAGCGAACCGAUUAACUUGUCUUUUGGAUGAUGUAUGCUUUGAAGCUCCAUUAGGAUAUACAAAAUUAGGUGCAGAAGUACGAACACAAUUUAGUAUUGAAGAAGAGGAUGAUUUAUUACAAUUUGCUAUUCAACAAAGCCUUAUUGAUGUUGGAAGUGAACGCGAUGAGGUGGACAUAUGGGAAGCUCUUAAAGCACAAAAGCCAUCGCGUCCAUCCACACCUAAUAUGACAUCAGAGGAAGAGAAGCAACUCCAAAGAGCCAUUCAAGCAAGUCUGGAAAUUUAUCAAGAAACAGUUGGUGGCUGCAGUAGAGAAGGUUACAUGAAUGAUGUAGGGAGUGAUGAAGCAAACAAUGAAUCAUUUGAAAGUGCAGCAGAACAAAUGAGAUUGGCAUUAAGACUUUCUGAACAACAACAAAUGGAAGAAGAGCAACGCCGCCUUCUUGAAGAGGAGACGUUUAGACAAGUCUUAGAACUUUCACUUACUGACAAGUGAAAUUUUUUAAUUUUCCAGUCCUAGAGACAAAUACGUGCAGCACUCCUGAUAAAAUAAUUGAUAAAAAAAUCUUCCAGCUGCAAUUUAGACGAAAAAAUUCAAUUUUUCAUAAAUUGUAGAAAUAUUAUUUUAGUCAAGCAUCAUAUGCAAAGGAUAUUUGUUAUAAACUUUACAAAUAUAUUAUGUGGUUAGAGAAAGUGGGAAUGAGAAGUUAGUGACAAAAGUGAAUGGUUUGAAUUGUUAUUUAUUUCUUAGCUAUACCUUUUAUAUGAAACAAUAGAUGAAUUAAUUUUGAAUGUAUGAACAAUGGACUCUUGUAAAAGUUACAAAUGACUCACUUCUAAUACAACAAGAAUCCUUUGUCAAAUACCAAUCUCAAAGAUAUACAAACGAAUCCUAUUCGUUGAAAGUAUAACAUAAGUUAUCAAAUUUGUCAAUAUUUGAAAUAAAACGCUUAUGAUUCUAAAA